AUAAGGUAGAUACCCAUGGGGUUCAGUGGUUCACGAUCGUCAAGUGAAGGGAAGCCGUUGGACACCAUGGGUAAGGCUUCCUUGUUGCUCCUGAGUCUCGUCGUUCCCUUUGUUCUUCUUCUUCUGCCGGUCUCACGCUCGGCGACGGUGGUGACCCAUCUCCCCGGCUUCCAUGACCGCCUUCCGUUCCACCUCGAGACCGGGUACGUCAGCGUGGACGAGGAGACGGGAGCGGAGCUCUUCUACUACUUCGUGGAGUCCGAGAGGAGCCCUGACACAGACCCCGUGAUCCUGUGGAUGACGGGUGGGCCCUUCUGCUCUGGCAUGAUUUUCUUCGAAGUUGGUCCUAUGAAAUUUGUGUUGGCACCUUAUAAUGGUAGUUUGCCACAGUUGGCCUAUAAUCCCUAUUCAUGGUCCAAGACAGCAAGCAUCAUCCUGUUGGAUUCACCAGUUGGUACUGGUUUCUCGUACGCUCGUGAUGUGGAAGGUUAUCACGAUAUUGGGGAUUUCUCCUUUUCUAUGCAUGUCUUAACAUUUCUCAACAAGUGGUUUACCGACCACCCACACUACCAAUCCAAUCCUUUCUUUGUUGGAGGAAGUUCAUAUGCUGGAAAGAUGUCUCCAAUUAUCGCACAACACAUUUCGCAAGAAAUCGAACUGGGGAAGCAACCCAGGAUUAAUCUCAAGGGCUAUGUAGUCGGCAAUCCUGUUACAGGCUCAGAUUAUGAUGACAAUUUCAGAGUACCAUAUGCUCAUGGUGUUGGGAUUAUAUCCGAUCAACUAUAUGAGGCUGCAAUUCGGAAUUGUAAAGGAAGCUAUAUAAGACCGACGGACAAAAUGUGUGCCAGGGUGCUAAACACUUUUCAAAAUCUUGUGUCUGAAAUUGAUCUGCCACAAAUCCUGGGUGUCAAUUGUAUAAGGGGUAUGUUAACACAUAAAUUUCUAUCAGAAGAAUACACUCAACUAAGUGAUCCGUCUCCUGAGCAACCUACCUUAGAUUGUUUUGCAUACCGUUACUACCUAUGUAAUAUUUGGGCAAACGACGAUUCCACGAGAGAAGCUCUUGGGGUGAAGCGAGGAACAACUGGAGAGUUUAUAAGAUGGAAGAAAAGUAUCCCAUACGCAUCCGAGGUCCCCAGCAGCAUAAAGUACCAUUUCAACCUCACAAGCAGGGGCUAUCGUGCGCUUGUGUUUAGCGGAGACCAUGAUCUUGUGAUACCAUUUUUGAGCACACAUGCGUGGGUUAGAUCCUUCAACUUCUCCGUAGUCGAUGAUUGGAGAGCAUGGCAUCUUGAUGGCCAGGCUGCAGGAUUUACAAUCACAUACGCCAACUAUAUUACAUUUGCGACAAUAAAGCAGGGUGGUGGCCACGUAUCCAUAGAACACCGACCUAAGGAAUGUCUUGCCAUGGCUCGACGCUGGUUGGAUAAUGAGCCUCUAUGACCCGCCCUAUUUAAUUUUAUCAUUUUCUCCCUUCUCGAAUCAUGUGGGUUUUUAAUGUACAAUAGAAGUUCAGACCUCCACCAAGUAUUUUUCAAAUUAUUUAAAAAAAGGAGGAUGGCCCCCGGCCUCUACAUCUGGUCGA
Molecule: messenger RNA, 1585 nt
Organism: Triticum dicoccoides
Lineage: Eukaryota; Viridiplantae; Streptophyta; Magnoliopsida; Poales; Poaceae
Product: serine carboxypeptidase-like 9
Exons: 14
Coding region: 16-1443 (475 amino acids)
Biological process (GO): secondary metabolic process; proteolysis
Molecular function (GO): acyltransferase activity, transferring groups other than amino-acyl groups; serine-type carboxypeptidase activity
Source: RefSeq, a predicted model, not a curated record